AUGGAAGUAGCUGGCCUCACCCUCGGGGCCGUGGCCCUAGUCAGUUUGUUCAAAGAUUGCGUCGACCUUUUUUCCAUGAUCACAGCAGCUCGUGACUUUGGAAAAGAUGCAGCCAUACUGGACACAAAGCUCGAUGUUGAGAGGAUGCUAUUUCUCCAAUGGUCUGAGCGGGUCGGCCUAUUAAAGCAGGACUCUACGAACACGCUAUCUUGCGAUGAGGAUACCCGACAGAUUGUUUCGCGCGUGCUGGAAAGCGUCAAAAAUCUGUUGAGUGAGAGCCAGGCUUUACAAAGAGACUAUGGUCUCAAGAAAGUCGAUGUUACCAGGCCUACCACCGAGCAUCCCCUCACUGAUUCGACAACGGGCUACAAAGGCGCCAGCUCUCAUCGAUUCGCAAGGUUCCUCAAGCAAUUUGAGGCGCUCAAGAUCCAGGCCACAGAUGCCGAUCGGUACAGCAAGUUCAAAAGAACUACUAAGCAGUUCCGUUGGGUCAUCGUCGACAAGGACAAAUUUAACUAUCUCAUCGAUCAUCUCUCCUACUUCAAUACCUCUUUGAAUAAUCUUGUUCCGCUCUCGGUAGAAUCUGAAACAGCUCCCUGCGAGAAUGAUAUGAUUCACAUCAAGGACUUUGCCGAACUUGACUUGGUCAUCCAAGCAACAGCAAAUACACGGCCAAGCAUCAGCAAGGCAGCAACCGCUGCUAAGUCCGCCCUUAUCCAAUCUUGUAUCUUCCGCUCUCUCUGGUUCCGCUCGUACGACGACCGAAGAAUCAAUAUCAAGGAGCCUCACUACCAAACUCUACAGUGGGCUCUUGAUUCGCCUAGUGAUUACAUUCAGUGGGAUGAUCUGAACACCUGGUUACAGAGCGCGUCUGGGCUCUACUGGGUUUCUGGAAAAGCCGGGAGUGGCAAGUCAACUCUGAUGAAGUACCUCGAUCGGCAUGAUAAAACACAUGCUCUGAUUCGAACCUGGGCCAAUGGUUCUGAACUGAUCUUCGCAAGUUUCUUCUUCUAUGCUCUCGGAAGGUCCGAGCAAAAGUCACAGUCUGGGCUCUUAAGAAGUCUGCUAUACCAAAUUUUGGAGCAUGAACCAAGUGCCACCGAAAGCGCUCUUCCUCAUAUGUGGCGUGAAGCCUGCUACAGUCAACAAAGCUUUCAGAACAUUGAAGUUCCACCUGUUGCUGAGAUGACAGCCGCUUUGAGGGAUUUAUGCUCAACGCUUCAUGCCGAUAAGAAGAUAUUCUUCUUGAUAGACGGUAUUGAUGAAUAUGAAGGAAAAGAUCUCGACAUUGCAAGAUUCAUCAGCGAGCUUGAAUCUUUUCCGAAUGUGAAGAUUCUAGUUUCAAGUAGACCGCACCCGGCAUUUUUCACAGCAUUUUCUCAAAGGCCUAUGAUGAGGCUUCAAGACUUGACGAAACACGAUGUUACUACCUAUGUCGACGAUACCGUGGCUUCCCACCCUUACAUGGCGACAUUAUCUAGACUCCCACCCCUUGAAACUGAAGCUAUUACGAAAAAGCUUGUUGAAAAGGCAUCCGGAGUUUUCCUCUGGGUCGUUCUCGCUUGCCGGUCAGUCAUCGAGGGGUGUGAUGACUUUUGUACCAUAGCCGAGCUUAAAGAAAGAGUUGAUGAGUUACCCAAAGAGGUUGAGGAUCUCAUUGAGCAUAUGCUUGUGAAAAUCGAUCCAAGAUGGAAGCAAGAAGCUAUGAAGCUCAUACAACUCGUUUAUACCAAUGAGGGAUGCCAGCUAGCUGAUCCUAUUCCAACCGUGGGUCUGCAUUUGACAUACGAGCAAGGCCUCGGCCAAGACACAAGUUUAUCAGGACUAAACCUCUCACCGAUUCCUUCCGGAGAAAGGGAAGUCCAGUGCCGAAUUAUGGAGGGCCGAAUAAGGAGUCGGUGCUGUGGCUUACUCGAAGUCCACAACGUUGACCACUUUAAUGAAAGCAAUGAAAUAUGCGCUGUCAGAUUCAUGCACAGGACUGUGUACGACAUGUUAUUACAGCCAGACGUCUCAAACAGCCUCUUCAGAGACCUUGAAGGCGAAGACUUCAAUAGCUACGCAGUCUUGUCCGAAAUUUGGUGUCGAAUGAUCUACACCGAUUCGGACGUCGAAACGAUAUUUCUCAAUGCUUUGCGUCCUGUCAAAUGUGGAGACAUAAGUGGAUGUCGGCCUGAGAUCACAGUCCAUCUUCUUUCCAGGUUGCAAUUUCUCUUUGGAAAAUUGUAUGGCGUCGGUACUUCGUGGUCGCCACCAGAGGAUCUGCGAUAUCUACGACAUGAUAAAGAAUGCCACAGACACUGCGAUGACUUGUCGGUGAUUUUCCCGCUUGCUCUCGAGAUGGGCAUGUAUAAUGUCGUUCGCUUUAUCCUCGAGAACAAGAACUCGCUGGGGCAUUUAUUAUUUCGUCCACCAAACAUUGCAUUGCUAGGGGACUGCCGGGUUGCACAGAGUGUAUCUAAUAUUUGUCACCAAUUCAGCUGUCAGGAUGACAGACAGAUUCUUCAGGGCACAUUCCCAUUGAUCUAUCACGUUAUGAUACAUCCAUUGUUAGAAGAUUACUUCAAUUGGGGAGAUACCUCAUGGGACAUGGAUAAGUUGCACUUGAUGCAGCUUAUCUUGACUAUAGAUGCACGUACACUACAUAGAGACAAGGAGAUGGGGAGAUGGCAGUCAGCGACAGUUUUGGGUGCGGAGCUAAGCCUUCAAGGUCUCGACGCAAAUGAGAUUGGCCAGCUUUUCGAAGAAAUCGACCGGUUUGCCGGAAUUGGUCAUGAAAAUCGAGAGGAAUGGGGGGAGGUGAAAAGAUUGUGUGAAAACCAGCUAAAAGACCCUUCUUAUGGGCGCAACAGACCGAUAAAGCAACCCCUGGGAAUGGGACUGGAGAUGAGGAACACAAAACGGAGGGUUUCUACAGAUGAUUCUUCGGAGCCUUCUGGAAAAAGACAGAGGGAAUUAUUCUUAUUCUAA
This is a messenger RNA of Fusarium odoratissimum NRRL 54006, 2970 nucleotides long. RefSeq lists its product as uncharacterized. The record is from RefSeq and is a predicted model, not a curated record. The transcript has a single exon. The coding region runs from base 1 to 2970 and encodes 989 amino acids. NCBI's taxonomy places the organism in Eukaryota, Fungi, Ascomycota, Sordariomycetes, Hypocreales, Nectriaceae.